CGAGCUGUGCCGGGUCUGUUGCUUGACAACUAACGUCGAGGCUGGGUGUGUGCCGCUAGUGCUCCUCACUAACUUCUCUCUUUCGUGACGAUGACGACGCACUUCUCGUACCCCGAGCCUGCGCUGCAGGAGGAGCUUCGUCGCAUCGCUAACGCCAUCGUCAGGCCUGGCCAUGGUAUCCUGGCGGCAGACGAGUCCACAGGCACGAUGGGCAAGCGCCUGCAGGCGAUAGGCGCUGAGAACACCGAGGAGAACAGGCGCAAGUACAGACAGCUGCUGUUCACCAGUGACAAGGAGCUGGCCAGUUACGUGUCGGGCGUGAUCCUCUACCACGAGACGCUCUAUCAGAAGGCGGACGACGGCACGCCUUUUGUCGACCUCAUCAAGCGCAUGGGCAUCAUCCCCGGCAUUAAGGUGGACCAGGGCGUGGUUCCUCUAAUGGGUUCAGAAGAGGAGUCGACGACGCAGGGUCUGGACGACCUGGGAAAGCGGUGCGCGCAGUACAAGAAGGAUGGUUGCGACUUCGCCAAGUGGCGCUGCGUUCUCAAGAUCGGCGCCAACACCCCCAGCUUCCACGCCAUCGCUGAGAACGCUAACGUCCUUGCCAGAUACGCUUCCAUCUGCCAGAUGAACGGCCUCGUGCCCAUCGUCGAGCCCGAGGUUCUGAUGGACGGUGCCCACGAUCUGGAGAGGGCGCAGAAGGUGACGGAGGUGGUGCUGGCGUUCACCUACAAAGCCCUAAGCGAUCACCACGUCUUCCUGGAGGGCUCGCUCCUGAAGCCCAACAUGGUGCUGGCCGGCCAAUCCUGCCCUAAGAAGUACACCCCACAGCAGGCUGCGGAGGCGACGGUGCUGGCGCUGUCCCGCACGGUGCCGCCAGCGAUGCCCGGCGUGUGCUUCCUGUCCGGCGGCCAGAGCGAAGAGGAGGCCACCGUCCAUCUGGACGCCAUCAACCGCACCACCAUCGCCAAGAAGCCGUGGGCGCUCACCUUUAGCUACGGCCGCGCUCUUCAAGCCUCCGCCAUUAAGGCGUGGGGCGCUAAAGAGGCCCAAGUGAAGGCGGGUCAGGAGGAGCUGCUCAAGAGGGCCCGGGCCAACAGCCAAGCCAGCCUGGGUCAGUACGCGGCAGGCACCGUCUCUGGGGCCGCGGGCCAACAGGGCCUCUUCGUCAAGAACCAUCAAUAUUAGUGGGCCUUCUGUGCUUGUGGGGCCAUCAGUGCUAGCGGGGCCAUCAGUGCUAUUGGGCCUACAGUGCUAGUGGGGCCAGCAGUGCUAGUGGGGCCAGCAGUGCUAGUAGGGCCAUCAGUGCUAGUGAGCCAUCAGUGCUAGUGGGGCCAUCAGUGCUAGUGGGGCCACCAGUGCUAGUGGGCAACACUAUCAUUAAUGUUGAAGAUAUCAUCGGCAGCUGAUGGUGAAGGCUUGUCGGCAGUUCAGUGUUGUUAUCUAUGAUCAAUAUUCCUGUUAUCUAUUACCGUAUCACUAUUCCUGAGUACGAACUUGUACGGCAUCUAUGAUGACUGAUCAUUAUCUUUAUUAUUAUAAUGAUUAGUCAAUUAUUCUCUACUAUGUAAAGACUUAACAAACAUUCCAAAGUCAUGAGAAAUUAAUGGUGUCUUGGGAUAGACCGAAUGAGUAUUUGUCUUUGAUUAAUUCAAGCGAGUGAAAAAAAAGUUCUACUAUGCCGAUAAAUCGAAAUUAACCGAAUGUGCUCAAUUUUUAAAUUACCCCAACUCAUUAAUUAUUAACCAUAGGCCCAUAGUUAAUUAAUAUCUCGACAAUGUUCCGCCAUCGCGUAAUCUUUCCCCAAGUUAACUUAAAAACUUGAAGUCAUUCUUCCAUUUAAGUUUUAUUUUGGACAGAAAUGUAUUAUUCGUAUAAUGAUUUUCCCUCAAGGUUCAACAUUAUCAAGAAAUAUAUGUGUUAUUGUCUUACAUUCAGUCAAAAUGAUGGUGCACUGACCCGAAGUCGUCAAAUGUUAUGGAAAAUUAUGAAGAAAUAAAUUUGAUAAUAUAUGGCUCACG
This is a messenger RNA of Hyalella azteca, 2021 nucleotides long. Its product is annotated as fructose-bisphosphate aldolase. The transcript has 9 exons. Gene Ontology annotation, cellular component: cytosol. The record is from RefSeq and is a predicted model, not a curated record. Lineage: Eukaryota; Metazoa; Arthropoda; Malacostraca; Amphipoda; Hyalellidae. The coding region runs from base 91 to 1188 and encodes 365 amino acids. Gene Ontology annotation, biological process: glycolytic process; fructose 1,6-bisphosphate metabolic process. Gene Ontology annotation, molecular function: fructose-bisphosphate aldolase activity.